CAAAAGAGCAAUAUGAUCCUUAACUCCUCUACUGAAGAUGGAAUUAAACGAAUUCAAGAUGACUGCCCAAAGGCUGGCAGGCACAAUUACAUUUUUGUCAUGAUCCCUACACUCUACAGCAUCAUCUUUGUGGUGGGAAUAUUUGGAAACAGCUUGGUGGUAAUUGUCAUUUACUUUUACAUGAAGCUGAAGACUGUGGCCAGUGUUUUUCUUCUGAAUCUCGCCCUGGCUGAUUUAUGCUUUUUGUUGACUUUGCCACUGUGGGCUGUCUAUACCGCUAUGGAAUACCGAUGGCCCUUUGGCAAUCACCUUUGUAAGAUCGCAUCAGCCAGUGUCAGUUUCAAUCUUUAUGCCAGUGUGUUCCUGCUCACCUGUCUCAGCAUCGAUCGCUACCUGGCCAUUGUCCACCCAAUGAAGUCUCGCCUUCGCCGCACAAUGCUCGUGGCCAAAGUCACCUGCAUCAUCAUCUGGCUGCUGGCUGGUUUGGCCAGUUUGCCAGUCGUCAUCCACCGAAAUGUAUAUUUCAUUGAGAACACCAAUAUCACAGUUUGUGCUUUCCAUUAUGAAUCUCAGAACUCAACCCUCCCCAUAGGGCUGGGCCUGACUAAGAACAUUCUGGGCUUCCUGUUCCCUUUUCUGAUCAUUCUCACCAGCUAUACUCUAAUUUGGAGAGCCCUAAAGAAGGCUUACGACAUUCAGAAGAACAAGCCAAGAAAUGACGACAUCUUUAGAAUAAUUAUGGCGAUUGUGCUUUUCUUUUUCUUUUCCUGGGUUCCCCACCAAAUAUUCACUUUUCUGGAUGUGCUCAUUCAGCUGGGCAUUAUUCAAAACUGUAAAAUCGCUGACAUCGUGGACACUGCUAUGCCUAUCACCAUCUGCAUAGCUUAUUUUAAUAAUUGCCUGAACCCUCUGUUUUACGGCUUUCUGGGGAAAAAAUUUAAAAAAUAUUUCCUCCAGCUUCUGAAGUACAUUCCUCCAAAGUCCAAGUCCCACUCAGGCCUGUCAACAAAGAUGAGCACUCUUUCCUACCGCCCUUCAGAUAACAUGAGCUCAUCUUCCAAGAAGCCUGUGUAUUGUUUUGAGGGGGAGUGAGAGGUUCAAAGCCUGCUGGUGAAGUGAUCGCCUGACAGAAGAAGCCAGAGCAGCAUUUGGCUAGACAGCUCACUACCAAAGAAAUGUUCAACCCCCACCCCUUUCAGAGUUGAAGCAGAAAAUGGAUUUGGUGGACUAUACAUGCUUUCUAAAGCAAUGAACAAAAGCCUUUCUUUUCCCUUAGAAUGAAUAGGAGCAAAGACACUAUUCACCA
Messenger RNA from Onychomys torridus (southern grasshopper mouse), 1306 nucleotides. It is a transcript of the gene Agtr1, whose product is annotated as angiotensin II receptor type 1. The record is from RefSeq and is a predicted model, not a curated record. The transcript has a single exon. Lineage: Eukaryota; Metazoa; Chordata; Mammalia; Rodentia; Cricetidae. Gene Ontology annotation, cellular component: membrane. Bases 13 to 1092 code for a protein of 359 amino acids. Gene Ontology annotation, biological process: regulation of vasoconstriction; immune response; G protein-coupled receptor signaling pathway. Gene Ontology annotation, molecular function: angiotensin type II receptor activity.